GAGAGAAAGAGGUUUUGAAACAAGGUCAGAGGAACAGAAGAGGAACAAAGAGUGAGGAGUUGUGUUGAUGUAUGAGCGACUGAAGAGGGAAGUAGCAAAUAAGGAAACACAUGACAGAAGACCGAUGUCAGAAAGCGGGGGAGAGCUGAGCGCGUACGACAAGUGGCGGAGCUGGCCUGCUGCUUUGAACAUGCCUCAGGGAACAUUCCCACUUCCUUCCCGGCAGCGUGCUCCUUCCAGCAGGCCGAAUUGAAUGGGAGCGAGAGGAGUGGGGGGGCCAGAAAACGAGGAGACCGUGACCAGAGGAGGAACACCAGAGGUCACCACCAGAGGUCAAAACCAGAGGUCAACACCAGGGGUCACCACCAGAGGAGGAACCGCAGGGAUGCAGGGAUCACCGACAAACUCGGAUUGAGUCGAAGCAAUAGGCACCGUUCGUUGGGAUUUCCAAUAUUUCCAUCUCAGACUCGAAAUGAAACUAUGAUUGCUUCACGCCAGCCCAAAGGGUCAGAAGCGCCAGGAAAGGUUCAAGGUCUUUAUUCUUGAAACCAAACCUUAACCGAAACCCGAAACGGCUUCUGAGCCCGAGAAGAUAUUCACCGCCACCUUUCCCGGAUACAAUACUGCAGAUUUGAGACACGAUAUUUAUGUAUCGUGGCUACCAAUGUUACGUUGCACAAGUCACCAGAGUACGUGUUCGCCAUUUAUUUUAUAAACCGAAGCUGUUGGAGUUCCAGCCAGGCUUUAUCAAAGACGACCAUCCUGGGAGGUACAAACAAAAACAAUAAAAAACAAAGAUGGCGGAUAAAAAGGGCACCGUGCUGGACUUUUUCAACCAGCUGUGGAACUUUGCUGCGGACAAACACAACCAAGGGGUGUACAACACGGUGUGCCUGGCCGUCCUGCUGGCCCUCCCCCUGCUGGUCCUGCUCACCUCGCUGGUGGUGUGCUGUCACUACUGCUGUGGCGGCAGUGGCUGCUGCUGCUGCCGCCGCCGAAGGGACAAGGGGGCCGCAGUGACCGCGAGGUCGGACACAAAGAAGAAGAAAAAGCAGAACAGGGGGGACACGGAGGACUUGUGGAUCUCCGUGAAGACGGGACAGAUGACGCCAGACCGUAUCGCCAUGGAGAUGGUGUAG
Gadus chalcogrammus (walleye pollock) is the source of this 1139-nucleotide messenger RNA. RefSeq lists its product as uncharacterized. The transcript has 2 exons. The record is from RefSeq and is a predicted model, not a curated record. Lineage: Eukaryota; Metazoa; Chordata; Actinopteri; Gadiformes; Gadidae. The coding region runs from base 798 to 1139 and encodes 113 amino acids.